AUGGCGGCUCCCGUGCAAGCACAGCGCGAGUGCCUGGCGCACGCUGAGCCCCGCCCAGGAGAAAUAGAUAUGAUUGUAGGAAAAGACCGAGAGGGGUUCUUCACCAAUGGGCUGACCCUUGGUGCCAAGAAGUGCUCCGUGAUCAGAGAUAGCCUGUACGUUGAUGGUGACUGCACGAUGGACAUCAGGACAAAGAGCCAAGGUGGCGAGCCGACGUACAACGUGGCUGUAGGUAGAGCUGGCCGAGUCUUGGUCUUUGUAAUGGGCAAAGAAGGGGUCCAUGGAGGCGGAUUGAAUAAGAAGGCAUACUCAAUGGCAAAAUACUUGAGAGACUCUGGGUUCUAGUUGCUAGGCAGACUGUUAAGUAUUAGGGGAAGAUUGCUAUUAAACUUUCCUGGCGGUGAGCUUUAAACCUUACAUUCUGGAAACUUUAUUAGCAAUGCAGGGUGAUGGGGUAUGAACCUGUGUCUCCUUUGUAUCCCUUUGUUGGUGGGGAAAGGUGUUAUUUUUUUCUUUAAUCCUGUUCAUUUCUGUUUUGUUUCCUUGUGUACUCCAGCAUUGGUUAUAGUCAUGGGAAAGGAAGGUGUCCAUGGCGGGACACUCAACAAGAAAGCGUAUGAACUGGCUUUAUACCUGAGGAGGUCUGACGUCUAAGCAGCCUCUCCCCAUCCACCUAGCAACUGUCUUCACCACCACCCAGUUGUGUUCAGUGCUACCAGACCGUAGAUGGUAGUUUGUGUUUUUUAUUUACCCAUUUUCUAAUGUCAUAAUUCCCAUCCCCUUUGUUCAUUUGUAUGUUAACCACUGUAUGUAACCACAUCCCACAUCUGGCACCAUUACUGCACCACGAAGAUGAUAUGCAUGAACCUUGAAAAACUCCUGGGAGGGGGAUAUGCUUUGCUUUGUCUUAGCAGUUAGUGUGAUACUGACAACUAAAACAACUUAGACACUAAACAAGGUGCCGAUUGUACAAUCUAAUUUGAUCAAUGCCUCUUCAGCACUUUGAGCAAUUACACAGCUCACUUAGUCUUCCUUUCAUAGAGCAUGGUCGGGAGGAAAAGAAGUGCAUGCAUAUCUUUACUUUGCUCCCUCUCCUCUUUUGAUUCAUAUUUUGUUUGCUUAACCUAUUUUUAUAGUGCCUGGUUUGUUUAACCAAUUUGCCACUGAAAAGCUAUUAACGUUACAUUAGUUUUGUUGUUGCACUUCACUGUAGGCUUAAGUCUCCUUUCCUUCACGGUGUCUGUGCGUGUAGUGCUUCGUAAGUGCAAUCACAAAACUGCGCGGGGCGGGAUGCGCUUCCUGCGCGCCCAGCCGCCAUCCCCACGGCUCGCCAGGGACCUCCAUUCAUCGUCACAGUAGCUCAGGCACUUAGGGUUUUUUUUUCCUGCCAGCUCCUGUUCUGUAGUUGAAUUGUAAAAGGCUGCCAUUAUGGACAUUAGAAUAUCCCAACAUAACCAUCUGGAGUGUGUCAGGUUUCAGUUUUUCAUAGGACCAAUUUUAAUUUGCAGCUUGGGUCUUUUUUUUUUUUUUCCUCUUUUUUUUCCAAUAUGAAACUGCAAUGUCCUUCUGGAAAACUGCCACCUUCAGCUGUUCAGGGAGCACUGACUGACCCUAGUCUUUCUGCCAGAACACUUGUUGGUGAAGAGCCUUGCUGCUCUGAAGCCACUAUUUGGAUGAAGGUGGGUGGUUUGUAACCUAAACUGUCAAGAUGAUGCCAUUUCAAAUUGAGAAUCUUCAUUUGGCCUGUCACACCCUUGCUGCAGAAAUCAUGAUGUGAACUGCCUUGUGCACUAGUCAUCUGAAAUGUGUGUAACCAAACUGAAUUCAGGCACGGUACUAACUUGUAUGUCCAUUUGAAGAGAACUGCAGAAUUCUGUAUACAAAAGAAUAAAUGGGAGAUGGUGUUGGUUGGAAUAACUGACUUGGCUGUCUUGUGAUGAAUUUUUUAAUAUGUAUUCUGUGCCAUACUAUUGUUUAAAAAAAAAAAAAAAGAACUGUUGCUAUUGUGAGAUGGAUUUUAACUGACUACAAGGGUUUCUUUCGAAUGGCACUACUUUAGGGACAUUAUAGUAUUUGCUUCUGUUGUUGGGCCUUGUGGAUAAUGUACAGAUUUAAACAAAUUCUUGUUGCUGAUUUGUCCAUUUCUUUCCCUGCACUUUGUUACAUCUGG
This is a messenger RNA of Nothoprocta perdicaria, 2170 nucleotides long. It is a transcript of the gene PFN2, whose product is annotated as profilin 2. The transcript has 3 exons. Gene Ontology annotation, molecular function: actin binding. The record is from RefSeq and is a predicted model, not a curated record. NCBI's taxonomy places the organism in Eukaryota, Metazoa, Chordata, Aves, Tinamiformes, Tinamidae. Gene Ontology annotation, biological process: actin cytoskeleton organization; regulation of actin filament polymerization; positive regulation of actin filament bundle assembly. The coding region runs from base 1 to 345 and encodes 114 amino acids. Gene Ontology annotation, cellular component: cytoplasm.